AAAUGGCCGCUUUUCACCAAACACCGUCAACAAUUGUUAAAAAUGACACGCCCAUAGUGCUUUAAACGAUUUCCAACUUUAUUAUAUGCUACUGUUUGUAGUACCCUGAUUGCUGCCAGGGUACUGUAUCCAUACCAUACACAUUCUGUUUUAUAGCACAGACAUAGCCGCCUUUUCCAGCAAGCCCAUCUCCAGGAGGCAGUCUCGCUCCACUGGGCACAUCAUGGGCGUUUCCUUUAGUGCAUUUUUGGCGUGUCUGCGAGUGACAAUACGGUGAGGCCACAUGGUCCAGGCUUUAUCUGCUACACGCCCCGACAAAGCAGCCGAUACGCUGCCCGCUCAGACACAUUCACGCUCGUAGACGGAGACGCACGAGACCCACACAGAGACAGACAGAGAGAGACGCGCGCGCACGCACGCACUUCCUUUCCCAGGCUGUCAUCCCCAGAAGCGCGUCCCUGCCCUGCGAUGCCAUCAUGGGAGAACACACAUAACACACACGAGGACAAAACGGGGCUCUGCUAGUGAAGGGCGUCGGGGUUUCCUCGCCGUCGCGUCGCACUGAGACACGUGAACUGGACCGGACUGAAGCGGAGCGCUGGUGGGACAGCAGCAGGGUCCUCCGUUCCGGGUCUGGACACCAUCGAACGUCCACGGACCACGCUGCUCGCGCUCCUCUUUUCGGGCUGGUAAAGGACAUCGGCGCUGACCUCAACGGGGAACUAUGGAAUGCACUCUCCAGCUGGUUCUCACCAAUACCCAACAGACUGAAGUGAAAACACUCAGUUAGCAGUUUCCUUCUCCCCUAGAACUUCGCAGAGCACUGCUGCCAGGCCGGGGGGAAGAAACGAAGAAGCUCUCAGAAGACUUACGGUUUUCUGAGCAAAUCUGAAACCUUGUUUUAUUUUGCUUUUUUUUUUCCACUGUUUAUAUUUUGACUCCGAAGAAGAAUCGCCAACAUGGAUCUGGAGCCGUACCUGUGGAUGGUGGUGUUGGGUUUCUUCAUCGCCUUCGUCCUGGCUUUUUCGGUGGGCGCCAACGACGUGGCCAACUCCUUCGGCACAGCCGUGGGCUCGGGCGUCGUCACCCUCCGGCAGGCCUGCAUCCUGGCUUCUAUCUUUGAGACGCUGGGGUCAAUGCUGCUGGGGGCCAAGGUGGGGGAGACCAUACGGAAAGGCAUAAUUGACGUAAACCUGUAUAACGAUACAGUGCCUGUGCUCAUGGCUGGGGAGGUCAGCGCCAUGGUAGGCUCUGCAGUCUGGCAGCUCAUCGCCUCCUUCCUGAAGCUGCCCAUCUCUGGGACCCAUUGCAUCGUGGGCUCCACUAUCGGCUUCUCCAUGGUGGCCAUUGGGACGAAGGGUGUGCAGUGGAUGCAGCUUGUUAAGAUUGUUGCUUCAUGGUUCAUCUCUCCUCUUCUGUCUGGACUCAUGUCAGGAUUCCUCUUUCUGCUCAUUAGAUACUUCAUUCUAAACAAGGAUGACCCUGUUCCCAAUGGACUCCGUGCUUUGCCUCUGUUCUAUGCCUCUACCAUCGGCAUCAACACCUUCUCCAUCAUGUACACGGGAGCCCCCUUGCUGGGGUUGGAGUUGCUCCCGGUCUGGGCGAUAGCUCUGAUCACACUGGCCGGAUCGCUGGUCUGUGCCGCCUUGGUGUGGUUUUUCGUCUGCCCAUGGAUGAGAAGGAAGAUAGCAAGUCGUUUGAAGAAAGAACAUGCCUUAUCCAGGAUAUCAGAUGAAAGUUUGGAUAAGAUCCCUGAGGAGGAGGAAACGCCAGUCUUCAAGGAGCUGCCAGGGGCAAAAGGCACAGAUGAUUCUGUGGUUCCUCUGACAGAGUCCACUGGAGAACUGAACAGUUUAGCCAAUGGCGGCACUGUCCUACCAAAUGGCAGGGUUUACGGCAGGACACACUCUAUGACCAAUGGCUGCUUGAAGUCGCCCAUUUCUAAUGGCACCUUCGGGUUUGACGGUCACAUGCGCAGUGAUGGCCAAGUGUACCACACAGUGCACAAAGACUCGGGUCUGUACAAGGACCUCCUUCACAAGAUUCACCUUGGUCGUUUGGAUGAUGAGCGCUCUGGUGCCCCAGCAGAGAACAACUACCGAUUGCUACGUCGCAAUAACAGCUAUACUUGCUACACUGCAGCCAUCUGUGGCAUGCCCGUGCAACCGCUGCUGCGCUCUGAGUCCAGCUCCGCCCCAGAGGACAGUGAGAAGCUGGUGGGUGACAGUGUAUCCUACUCCAAGAAGCGGGUACGCUACGACAGUUAUUCCAGCUACUGUAAUGCUGUGGCGGAAGCUGAGAUCGAGGCAGAGGAGGGAGGUGUGGAGGUGAAGCUGGCCGGUGACCCCAUGGAUGCCCCUCCUCCUAUGAGCUUGGAUGACGCAGCCGAGGAUGACAAAGAAGAGAAGGACAAGCCGCAGGUCUUCCUCCUUUUCCACUUCCUGCAGAUCCUCACAGCCUGCUUUGGCUCCUUUGCCCAUGGAGGGAAUGAUGUCAGUAAUGCUAUUGGCCCACUGGUGGCGCUUUGGAUGAUCUAUGAUCAGGGUGCAGUGAUGCAGGAUGCGGCCACGCCCAUCUGGUUGCUCUUCUAUGGAGGAGUGGGCAUCUGUGCGGGACUCUGGGUUUGGGGUCGCAGGGUUAUCCAGACCAUGGGCAAGGACCUGACCCCCAUUACUCCCUCCAGUGGAUUCACUAUUGAGCUGGCAUCAGCGCUCACUGUUGUGUUCGCCUCCAAUAUUGGACUCCCUAUCAGUACCACACACUGCAAGGUGGGCUCUGUGGUAGCCGUGGGCUGGAUACGCUCAAAGAAGGCUGUGGACUGGCGCCUCUUCCGAAACAUCUUCCUAGCCUGGUUUGUGACAGUGCCAGUAGCUGGCCUCUUCAGCGCAGCCAUCAUGGCUCUCUUUGUCUAUGGCAUCCUGCCCUUUGUCUGAGAGGCAGACGGAAGCUGGCUGGACCAAGAAGAGAGAGAGCGGCAUGGAGGGGAGGAAUAGAUCGAGUGAAGGAGAAUGGGAUCACAAGCUGCCUGGAGCGAAUUCUAAAUAUAUUCUCAUUUGGGUUCUCUUUUCACUUUUUGUUUUUAAGAAUUUAGUUUUUUUGCAUAAAAAACAAACACCUCACCAAAAUAGUUUUUCCUUCAAAAUGAACCUGCUGUACAUACAACACUAGGAGUGUCAGUUCUGUGAUCUAGAUGAAAGAAAUUGUGCAUUUAUAAAAUAAUAAUGCUAACACAGACACGUGUUUCAUUUACACUUGUUUAAAUAGAAAACUAUAAAUACUAUAUGCCUACAGAUAUCUUACAUAAAUUUAUUGCUAUCUAAGUAAUGGUGGUGCAUACAGAGUAGUGUAGUGAUCCUGAAAGUGUAAAUAUUGUAUCAUUUGAGUGGGAUGUUGUCGUACUGAAGCUUGCUUUUGAGAUUUCCAGUGUGCUCAGCACCCCCCUCCCCCCAUGCCACCCAACAUACCAGCUAGCAGAGUACGUCUACCACCCCAACCUCAGAGUGGGUAAGGAAAGAGCUUUUUCUGUAAGGAUGCUGUACUGUAAUUUUACGUUUAAUAAUGUUAUCAAAAAGAUUUUUGGAAAAAAGUUGUAAUUAAAAAAGGUUCCUCAUAGGUUCUAAGAUGGAUCUCAUAUUUUAAUAAUGUAUUAUACUGUAUUUUAUACUGUAAAUACUUUCCUCAGUGUUGCUUUUUGGUUGUGUCAUGGAGUCUCCACACAACACAUCACAUGAUGGUUAUUUGUGCCAAAUGAAAUCUUAACCAUGUGACAGGAAUCAGAUUUCUGGGUAUCUGAAAGCAUAUAAACAGCCCUUUAGGAGUGUCAGAAGUGGUGCUAGACAGUUUUUCAGCACUGUAGUAGUUUGCCCCAAUCCUGUUUAGUACACUGGUACCAAAAGACAGUAUGUCCCUUUACAAACAAACAUUUUCUUUUUAAAAUUACACUUAUGUUUUUCCCAGACUUUUCAAGUCAAUCAUAGGUAACUGUGCAUUGCUAAAUUGUAGGUUCCAAAACGGAACUUGGGCUGAUUUAAGUUCUGUUGUCUGUCCGUAUGAGUGGAUGUAACAAUAUUACAGAGCAUAGUGAUAUGGACAAUGACACUGAAAGCACAGCCUAGCAUUUCAUAUUUUCCAUUAACUGCAGUUAAUGAAUCUUAAAUUCCUGUUUUGUGUUGAUUUGUUGUGAUGGUACCUCUACUGAUUCUUCUUAGAAAUUACCAAAGAUUCAGAGGUGUAACUUUUUGGAGAGUUAGUAUUGUGAUCUUUGGUGAAUACAUUAUAAAUUCUAUAUAUGCUGAGAAAAAGUUAUUAAAAUAGUUUAUUUUCUGGAACCCUAGUUAUUCCUCUCCGGGCACAAAGAAAUGUGACUGCAUAUGUUAAACUGUAAAGGAGGGUGAACUGAUUGGAUUUGAGUGCUGACAGUUGUAUCUAAUGCUUAGUAAAAGAUUAUCUGACUUGUGCCCUAGGAGGGAGAAAACUUCCUCAUUUGUACAAUUCUAACUUUAAAACAGGGAACAUAUUCCUAUUUUAGCACCAGCAAACUGAGUAGAGCACAACUGGCUCAGCUGAUGUCAUUAUAGCUUCAAAAAACAUAUGAGUUUCAUUUUUUUUUAAUUCUAUAUAAAGGCUUCGUUUUUUCUUCCCACUUGGGGGCAGCUGAUGACAGUGGAUAGAGCCACUGCCUUUGGAUCUGAAGGUUACAGGUUGAAAUCCCAUCUACUGCUGUAGUACCCUUGAGCAAUGUACCUACCCUGAACAGCUCCACAAAAACUACCCAGCUACAGUAUAUAAAUGGACAAACAAUUGUAGGUAGCUUAACAAUGAAAUCUGUUCUAGACAAAAGCAUCAGCUAAAUGUAAAAAACUUUUCCCCCUCUUGUUAUAAAAAAUAUGGAGAGACAUAUUUAAAGUAUAUGAAAUAUUCAAAAUUUGGUCCCUUACAGGGCUACAAUCAAGUUUGUCAUCAAGCUUAAGCUCUCACCCAUACCUGGAGAUCAUCACAAUGUCUAGUGUUCUUGUGGUCUUCAUGCAGAAGUAAACUGUGCAGUAAGCUGUACCAGCACCCAAUCUGAUUGGCCUGUAUAUCUAGCAGUGACCCCUCUUGGGAAUGCAGUCAUAACCAUCAAACCCCAGGCCAUCCCCAAUCGGUUGUCAAGAAGCAAGCCCUGUUGUAAUUUAUCAUCUUGUUAAGUACAGUGAUUCCGGCAUGCAUGUUUAGUCCAGCUUUGUUGUGUCCCUAUUUGUGAUAUUUACCUGUGGCUUUAAAAGUGACCAGUGUUCAUCCAGAUCCCAUUUUAAGUGUUAUGUCAAAGACAGACUAUCCAGGUUGUAAAUGAUAACUACAGACAUCAGUAUAACUUUAUGCAGUGAUAGGCACCUGUAGGGGGUUCUAUAUGUAAAUGGCCAGAGCCUGAAAAAUCUAUUAGUACAAGCACACAAAAUGCCUGGAUGAUCACUGAUGUCUCCCUAUAUCAACACUACAAGGUUCUGUGGUUUAUUGUGCACUUGAAUAAAUCUGCAGUUAAGUGAC
This is a messenger RNA of Scleropages formosus (Asian bonytongue), 5526 nucleotides long. It is a transcript of the gene slc20a2, whose product is annotated as solute carrier family 20 member 2. The record is from RefSeq and is a predicted model, not a curated record. The coding region runs from base 960 to 2933 and encodes 657 amino acids. Gene Ontology annotation, biological process: phosphate ion transmembrane transport. Gene Ontology annotation, cellular component: membrane. The transcript has 11 exons. Gene Ontology annotation, molecular function: phosphate transmembrane transporter activity. NCBI's taxonomy places the organism in Eukaryota, Metazoa, Chordata, Actinopteri, Osteoglossiformes, Osteoglossidae.